Molecule: messenger RNA, 669 nt
Organism: Ilex paraguariensis (yerba mate)
Lineage: Eukaryota; Viridiplantae; Streptophyta; Magnoliopsida; Aquifoliales; Aquifoliaceae
Source: the annotation of a GenBank genome assembly
AUGGACAAGGAGAUGCAACAGCUGUGGCGUAAUUUUACACUUGUUGAGGAUGAGAGUCUUGAAGUUCAUCUUCUGGAUCAGGGAGAUGGUGAUUUGGGGGAGAGAGGAAAGUUGUGUAUCUUUGGUAAAGUUCUGUCAGUGAAGCUUUACAAUAAGAUGGAUUUCAAAACUGCAAUGAAAAAGUUCAAUAAUAUGUUGGACAAGAAUAGAGUUCUUGAAGGGAUGCCAUGGUCCUUUGAUAACCAUUUAGUUAUGUUGAAAGAUUAUGAUGAUUGCCUCAUUUUUUGUUAUUGCUGUGGACGGUUUGGCCAUGGGAAAAGAGAAAGUCCGUCAAGACUGGAUUCAUCAAUCCUAGUUAUGAAAGGACCGGUGCAGUUUGGGGCAUGGUUGAGGGCUCCAGUGGGUAAAGGGUUGAAGAGUACAACAGGCCAAAAGGUCGAUGAUGAUAAAUUACUGGUGGUAAAGAACUGCGGCAUUUCUCUGGAGGGUGGACUAGAAUCACUGGAGCAGUCUCACAAAAUUAGGAAAGCGGUGAAUGAGCCGAGUAACUUGGGAGUGAAUGACUCAAUAUUCGGAGUGGAAGAAAUUCCUAUUAUAGAGAGCAUAAGUGGAAGGCAGAAUAUAGAAAGUGGAAUGGCAGGGGAACUAAUGGGGCCUUCAAUUAACUAG